AUGAACCAAGUACCAGAUACAGCCCAGCACAUUAUUGAGUGUGACACAGAAUCCUGUAGGAACUUCUCUGAGAUUUACUGUAACAUUUGUCACCAGCUAAUAUGUGACCAAUGCAAACAGCGCCAUCUAGAGCAAAACAAUGGACAUGAUAUUGUCCGCUAUCAAGAGAGAAAGAGACAACUUCCUUCUGAAAAAUGCAAGAUCCAUCCCACACAAAAAGUAGACGUUUACUGUCAAGUUUGCCAGGAUCCUGUCUGUUCUAUAUGCUUUGUAUGGAAUCAUAGUGAUCAUUAUAAAAGUGACUUUGAAACAAUCUACAAUGAUAUUUUUCUCCAAUGUCAGAAGGAAAUAACUGAGAUCUGGAAAACUGUUGUUCCUGAAGCUAAAAAUAAUGUUGAAUUACUUUCAGAAGAAAAAGAAAACAAUACGAGUGAAAUUGCCAAGAUGUUUGUUGACAGUGUACUUACUGAUAAUAACAAAAAACUGGAUGAGAUGGAAAACUUUGUCGUUAAUGAAAUUAAUCAGACUCUAAUGCUAAUAAGGUUGUGGUGGUAA
This is a messenger RNA of Saccostrea cuccullata (small rock oyster), 555 nucleotides long. Its product is annotated as E3 ubiquitin-protein ligase TRIM45-like. Gene Ontology annotation, molecular function: zinc ion binding; ubiquitin protein ligase activity. The record is from RefSeq and is a predicted model, not a curated record. Bases 1 to 555 code for a protein of 184 amino acids. The transcript has a single exon. NCBI's taxonomy places the organism in Eukaryota, Metazoa, Mollusca, Bivalvia, Ostreida, Ostreidae.